Molecule: messenger RNA, 312 nt
Organism: Ordospora pajunii
Lineage: Eukaryota; Fungi; Microsporidia; Ordosporidae
Exons: 1
Coding region: 1-312 (103 amino acids)
Source: RefSeq, a predicted model, not a curated record
AUGAGAGAGGUGUAUGCGGUGAUCAAGGAUGGAGAGAGAAAGUAUGCGACUGGGCCUUUUGAGCCUCUUGCUCUUGAUCUAGUGCUGGGUCUGAGUGAUAUAGCAAGCAAUGUUUACAAGGACGAGCUUCUUUGUGUUGAAUUUGAUGGGAAUAGGAUUGAGGUACUGGCGAAGCCAAAGAAUGUGGUGAUUGUUUGUGUAGGCAGGAAUGAUUGUGAACAUAUGGAGCUUGUAUACAGACUUUACAGAGUGUGCAAGGCGUAUGAAGACUUUGGAUUGAUGGAGAUUCUUAUGGGACGGUAUUUGAACUGA